AUUAGAUGAAGUUCAAUGUCUCCAGAAAGAGGAGGUUGUUUGGUCGUGAGAUACAGUUCUCUGAUUACAGUUACAUUAACAAUAAGGAGCUUUACACUGAAGUGACGCCAGUGGCUCCUGGAGCAACUUCUCAAGAGAAUAUCCUUGAAAUAAAGAGACUGGAACUGGAGCAAGGGACACAGGCUAUUCCUGAAGUUGCUGAUAAAAUCAUUCAAUCAAAAUGGAGCUGUCCAGUUAAUGCAUGCACUCAAUAUGAACCAAGGACAUUCAGUGAAGAGGAACAAGAGAGAGUUUGGAAGAGUGAAGAGAUGCAGGAAUUCAUGAAGAAUGUGACACCAAGAAUGGAAUUGUGUUUGCAGCAGAAUGAGAUUAUGGAUAUAUUCCCUGAUGACUAUCUCCUACUGUCCAAUGAUGAUGGGAUUGUUGCUAACACAACUGACACUAAUCUUAAGGAGUAUCAGUCAUUCACUGACCUCAAGUUCAGUAAAGAUAAAGUUGUGACUUGUAUUGACUGGCAUCCAACAAUUAAAGGUAUAGUUGCUGUAUCAGUUGGUGAGCCAUACUCACUCAAUGAAAGGAUAGAAUUAUCAUUUAAACUAGUUCACUCAAACUCACUUGUUCUUCUAUGGAGCUUCACUGAUCCCAUUCACCCUCAAUUAUUUUUAGAAGCUCCUGAAGAUAUUUUGUGUUUUAAGUUCAAUCCAAGCAAUCCAAACCUCAUUGUUGGUGGCUGCAUCAACGGACAGGUUGUAAUAUGGGAUAUAACAGACUAUCAGGAGAGGCUACAGAUUCAUCGCUCAAUCAAUACAAAAGAGAAAGGACCAGUAAUGAACGCAUUGUUUAAUACUGAGCCCAAGCUUGAUCAUGCUCCUAUUGUCAGUUAUGUGGCUCUUUCAUCAAUUGAUGCUGGACACAGUAAAGGAGUCACUGGCAUUGAGUGGAUACCUGAUCAUCUGGAGUUAUCUCACAAGACCCUUCAGUUUGUUCCUAAUGGUUCCAACUAUUGCUCUCAACUGGUCACUAGUGGACUGGAUGGUAACGUCCUUUUUUGGGACAUGAGGCCCCUAAGCAGCAAGAAGUACACUCAGAAUAAGUCCCAACCAACCAGUGACCCUGACUCACCCUAUCACUACCUGCACUUGAUAUGGAAACCAUUUUAUAAGGUAAUGGGAACACAUAAUCCUCUACAU
Messenger RNA from Amphimedon queenslandica, 1190 nucleotides. Its product is annotated as WD repeat-containing protein 63-like. The transcript is spliced from 11 exons. Gene Ontology annotation, molecular function: dynein light chain binding; dynein heavy chain binding. Gene Ontology annotation, cellular component: inner dynein arm. Gene Ontology annotation, biological process: inner dynein arm assembly; cilium movement involved in cell motility. NCBI's taxonomy places the organism in Eukaryota, Metazoa, Porifera, Demospongiae, Haplosclerida, Niphatidae. The annotation marks the transcript as partial. The record is from RefSeq and is a predicted model, not a curated record.